AUCCCAGGUGGCACUUUGGUCAAUCGUGCAACAUGGCGGAUUUAUCUUUAGACGAUUAUAUGGGAAAAAAGAAUUUCAAAGUACAAUUUCAAAAUAAUUACGUGAAUAAACCUACACAGAUUAGACAGAAAACAUUUCCCAACAAAUCUGGAUUAACGACAAAGAAAAAUUUUACUGUUGGUAGAAAUGGAGCCCAAAACAGGAUGCACACAAAUUUUGGUGGUGUUCAAAAGAAGAAUUUUGCUAUUCAGUCUUUUCAGAACUCGCAGAAACCAGCCAGAGCCAAACUAUCCAAGCCAAUGCAUGCAGUGACAGUCACAGGUUUGGGAAAUAAGAAUAUUUUCGAUGCACGGCAGAAGUUAUCCAGCAACACAAAGACUGGUGCAACAAACACGAAUGGCAACAGUGAUGCCCGUCAAAAAAUUAUCACAGCGCAGAAACAGAAAGGAAUAUUUGAUGCAAGAUCUAGAAUCAAAACAAAGACACAACCAAAUACUGGUCAGCCGGCACUAACAGGACCAAAAGUAACGGCACCAACAGGACCAAAAGUAACAAUUACAGGUCUUGGAAACGUGAAAAAGAAUGUGAAUAAUCCUCAGCAAGGGAUUCAGAUUGGUGGAAAAGGUGGAAUAACAAAAACAUUGAAGAAUGAAUUUGCCAAUGGUGGAUCUCAUGUAGAGGUUUUUGGUAACUCAAUUCAGAUUACUCGAUCUGUUCCGAAUAAAGAAGUCAAGUUCGAUGGUAAAAAUAAGUUGACUAUUACGAAGAGAGCGUCGUUAAUACAAGAUACACAGCCUGUGAAAAGAACCAGAUCUCCGAUUCAAUGGUCUUCAAAUGAUGCUACUUCUCCUUCUCCACCUAAACGUGCUAAUCUAAUAAAAACUUACAAAACAGCAGAUGCGAUACAAAGUGCUGCUGGCAAGGCUGCCAUCGAAAGACUUAGAAUGCCUCCUCCUGUUUCCACAUCUCCCAAAAAUACCAUCCCAGUCAUAACUUCAAUGAGACGUGAUGCUUUAACUGUUGCCAAGCGCAAAGCAUCACCCACAGAAACAGCAUCUUCCCCACAGCUAAUGAAAGCAAAAACGAAGAGUGUGUAUCGACCUGUCACGAUAAAGCAAGAACAACCAGAUGUGUACGAAGCUCCAGUGAUGUUGACAGAGGAAGAAGAACCUGUAGAUCAAUUAUUAAGUCCGCUACAAGGUUACAAAAUUACCGUCACAAAUCUGGACCCAGUUGUGUCUCAAGAUGACCUGAUUGAAUUAUUUGGUGCAAUAGGAGCGUUAAAGAGAGCGAAGAUUAGUCGCCCAGGAAUAGGAGAAGUUGUUUAUGUGAAGAAAGAAGACGCCCAAAAAGCUGCUACAAAAUAUCACAACAGAGAGUUAGAUGGUUUACCAAUGCAGGUUAAACUGGUUACACCAUUGGCUGCCAGAAUCCAACAGGUGGCUCAUGAAGACGAAUCAUCCUCUAUCUCGAUCCCCGAUUCACUGAAAUUUCCCAAACCUUCAGCAAUGACAUCAUCUGUAGUUGAAGUACCUUUGAUUCAUAAAGCUCUGUUUAAAAUUGGAACACAAGUUUCUACGAAACCUGUUACUUUUACAGUCAAGAUAUAGACAAUCAAAUCAGAACAGUAUAACAAAAACUUUUUCAGCUGUGACAAAUUCAUCAGUUCAUGUUAAAUGCUUGGCUUCUUUGCAAGUUUUGUGCAAGUCAGUCAUUAACAUAGACAUUAACAUUUCAUUGACUUUAAACACCUGAUUGAUAUGUGCUAAACUACGGAUUUAUUACAUGUAUUUCUGUUGUAGAAAUUGUUUUUUUCAUGAUUGACAUGGCACAUUUGGAUGGAUCAUAUUAUUACACAAAUAGUGGACUGAUUAUUUAUAAUGAGUAUUUCAUGAAAAUUCCCAUUUAUUGUCUUUGAUUUUGUUGAUUUCAUCAUUUAUCUGUUUGUGUUUGUAAAUAAUUUAGAGUUUAGGGGGAAUGGUAGAUUUUAUGUACAUGUAUAUGUGAUCAAAAUGGAAUCAUCAAUACGAGCUAUGUUUACUCAAAAACAAAAUCAGAUUAAAUGAUAUGAAAGCUUCACGGUUUUGAUAAAUUUGGAAGAGAGUAUGCCAAAAUUUUGAUAUCUUGUGUCCAUUAAUACAUAUUGAGGCUAUUGAUCAUGUGUGAAUGUAACCAGCAUUGAUGUUAGAUAUAAUUUUAUACUGAUGGCUUAUAUUUUAGUCUCUUGGCUGAGUAGAACUACUUAAAUUUACAUGUAGCAUAAAAUUCUCUGUCAUCAAGAAUUUAUAAAUUGGCCUAAUGCUAAAAACUAGAACAGACAAAUAUGCCCAUUAGUUUCAGUUUUGAUUUGGAGAGGGUGCUGGGCAGGGAAUGAUACUGAAAUGUCCUAGGUUCGAAUCCCAGGGUGGGCUAAGAAGAAUCUUCAGGGUUUUUGAAGCCGUUCAGAUGUUACAAAAGACAAAGGUUCACCUGUGUAUGCAGUGGCAUCCACACAGAAGAACCUGCACCAUUUGGAAAUCAAAUGUAAGUAGGCAGAAAUACUAUCCGGGCAUAAUUCACCUAUAUGUACCUCACACUGCAUUUACCAUACAAAUUAAUAUUGUCUCCAAAUGAUUGGGUUGAGACAGUAAACCUGAUUGCAUUCUGGUUUGAUCAAGUAAACUUUAGGUACAAAGUAUAUACAGGUAAGUGAAGGGUGUCAUGCUUGCAGCAGAGUAUGCCAUCAUUUCUAAAAUAUGUCACCACUUGUCGUUUGAAGAGUAUUCAUCGCAGACAAUUUUUGGUUGUACAUGUACGUUUGUAUUGGACAAUUCAUCUUGAGGGCCCAGAUAAGCGAAAGGACAUAGAUUUUAAAGAAAGGUGUGUCAUUAUACCUUGUAUCAAGUUUUUGUUAAUAAUGUAUUUAAUAAUAAAUAGAUUUUUGUUUAA
Molecule: messenger RNA, 2928 nt
Organism: Patella vulgata (common limpet)
Lineage: Eukaryota; Metazoa; Mollusca; Gastropoda; Patellidae
Product: polymerase delta-interacting protein 3
Exons: 1
Coding region: 33-1610 (525 amino acids)
Biological process (GO): mRNA export from nucleus
Cellular component (GO): nucleus
Molecular function (GO): mRNA binding
Source: RefSeq, a predicted model, not a curated record